Messenger RNA from Trametes versicolor FP-101664 SS1, 2661 nucleotides. RefSeq lists its product as uncharacterized. NCBI's taxonomy places the organism in Eukaryota, Fungi, Basidiomycota, Agaricomycetes, Polyporales, Polyporaceae. The record is from RefSeq and is a predicted model, not a curated record. Bases 1 to 2661 code for a protein of 886 amino acids. The transcript has 4 exons.
AUGGAAUAUCUUCAAGCUCGUCUAGACUCAUUUGCAUCUUCCAAGUCCAAGCGCACGAAGGCCUCCACUAGCAAGCACUCCUCCGCGUCCACUAAGUGGCCGCACCCUCCGACAUGGAAAGCCACUCCGACCAGUCUGGCCGAGGCGGGCUUCUACCACGACCCUAGCUCAAGUUCACCCGACAAUGUGACCUGUUUCAUGUGCAAGAAGAGUCUCUGUGGAUGGGAGCCGGAAGACGAUCCCUUCGAGAUCCACUAUGAGAAAUGCAGCGAGAUGUGUGGCUGGGCGGUCGUCCGGUGUCAGAAGCCUGACACCAACGGGAAGUUCGACUUCUCUGAUUCCACGCGUCAUCCUACGAGCAAAGAGAUGGAGAAGGCUCGAUUAGACACGUUCUCGCAAACUCAAUGGCCUCACGACGGUGUGAGGGGUCACGGCGCGAACUCCAAGGCGCUGGCGAAAGCUGGCUUCGUUUGGAAUGCGUCGGAGCCAGGCGACGAUACAGCGAUGUGCUUGUACUGCAAUUUGUCCUUAGGUGGCUGGGAUGCGGAAGAUGACCCUUACGAGGAGCAUCUUAAGCGGGAUAAGAAACACAAGACUGCGUGUGCAUUUCUCAAGGCUUUCGCGAGCACUUCGCUAAGCAAGUCCACCUCGAAACGGGCUCCGCCUAAAGCCGCGUCUAGGAAACUAUCUCGUUCGGUCUCUCAGACAAUCCAGAACACAGUGACGGAGGCACCAGAGGAAGAAUCAGAUGAUGAGCUCGCCGUUGCACCCUCCUCUGGAACCGCUCCUUCUAGGGGACCCUCUGGUAGAGCGAGCAAGUCGCGAUCAUCACGCGCAUCAUCCGCGCCUGCAAAGACCCCCGCUUCGCGACGCUCAACACGAGGAACGGGCACAAGUGGCAAGGCCCCCGGAAGCAAGAACACGGUGAGCUCGGAAGUGGAUGAGACGGACGGAGGGAGCGAGAGUGAGACAGGGAAGCGCGUGUCGAAGUCGAAACGCAAGACGGGCGGGCGGGCGAAGGCCCGAGUCUCGGCCAUCGUGGAGGAAGAUGUGGAGGAGGACGCUCCGAGGAGGACGCAACCCAAUGACGAUGUAGAGAUGGAGGAGCAAGAGAAAGCCCUGGACGCAGCGAAGGAGGAGAAGCGGAAGCGGGGACGGCCGCCUAAGAAUGCCGUUGCUGCUAAGCCGGCUUCGAGGGCGAGGACGAAGAAAGGUGUGGAACCAGAGGAGACAGAAGGCGCAUCGGGGACAGACAAUGAACCUGCUCCAGCACCUCCCCCGAAGAAGGCGCAUACACGGACACGUUCGAAGGCAAACCUGGACUCAGAAACAGAGGCCCCAGCACUAACGGCUCCAAAGCCGACGCAUACAAGGACCAAGUCGGGGUCCAAGGCGAAGGUCAAGCAAGAGCAAGUCGAGGAGGAGGUACCCGCGCCUGCACCUGCCGCUCCGAAAAGGAAGGGUAAACAGAAGGCUGCCUCCGUCGCUCCCGAGGAGGAGGAUGGAGACUUCGACGUCCCACCUCCACCCCCCAAAGCGAAAGGGAAAGGCAGGGCGCCUAGUUCAUCACGGCCGAAAGUCAAGGCCGAGCCUCAGCCCAUCGUUGAAGACGACCUCGUACCGUCUCACGACGAACCGGAACCCGAGUCCCCUCGCGAACGCCCUCAGACCAAUCACAGUACAUCCUCCCGUCCAUCGAAGGCACCAUCAAAGCGUACCCCUUCGUUGUCCGACGAUGCAGGCUACGCAACGGCAGAACCCCCUGCAGAUGCAGAGCGGAUGGACGUCGAUGGAGAUGAACCCCCGCUUGCGCCGCCUUCCAAGCAGCCCUUGUCUCGCAAGGCUGGCCCUUCUGGCUCACAGCGAGCAACGCAGGGAACGGCCUCUCGAUCGACACCGCAGUCAGUCGACGGCGAGACCACGUCACGGCCUAGCUCCGCGCUCAACGGCAUUACUCGCCAAAGCGCAGCUCCUCCCUCUCGGGCAUCUUCAGCGCGACCUAUUUCAAGAGUCCCUAGCGCCGUUAACCGAAGUUCUCUCAAGGUCAUCGAUAUCGACUCAGACGGGGAGGAGGGCCCAGUGCAAGCACCACCACCGAAACCGAAGGCUGUGGAACGCACGGUCUCUCUCAAUGGUAUGAAGAAGCCCCCAUCCAAGACGCCGGCCAAGAAGCUUCAGGUCGAGGUCGUACUUCCCUCCAGAACGAAGCCUCCCUCUCAGGAGACGGAGGAUGUGCGCAUGCCAGAGCCUUCGCCUACCAGUCCAGUCCGGCCCAAAGCCGCUCACUCGUCCAGUCCUGUGCGGGCAGCUCGGAAGCCUGACACCCCUGACACCCCCGUUUCCGCUGUCCACCGUUCUGCCCAGGUCUCCCCUGUACGCCCCCCACACCAGGCCUCUGGCGUUGCAGACGAUGACGUUGCUAUGCCGGAUUUCGAGCCGGCGGCGUCCACCUCCCCUCGCACCUACCACCCCGUCCUUGCCCAGGUUCCGAUCGAGAAGCUGACGGGCUUAACGGAAGAGGAGGCCAACAUGACGCUCGAGGAGUACAUCAGGCGCGAGACGGAGUUGCAGUACGCGCAGUUCAAGGCAGACGCGGAGAGGAAGAUCGACGAGUUCAAGCGAAAAGCUGCAGAGGCCAAACAGCUGAUAGAGACGGCCUAA